This is a messenger RNA of Penicillium canariense, 1158 nucleotides long. RefSeq lists its product as uncharacterized. The transcript has 2 exons. The record is from RefSeq and is a predicted model, not a curated record. Lineage: Eukaryota; Fungi; Ascomycota; Eurotiomycetes; Eurotiales; Aspergillaceae. Gene Ontology annotation, cellular component: cytoplasm. Bases 1 to 1158 code for a protein of 385 amino acids.
AUGUCUGACUCGACCCUUUACCUCUACACCUCCCUGACCGCGGGGUCCUCGCAUAUCGUCACCGCGACCGCCCGCGUUGAAACCAUCCUCAAGGCCAACAAACUCCCCUUCCGCGCGAUUGAUGUCGCCACGGACGAGGUCGCACGCAAGCUCUGGGGCCGCCGUUCCAAGGGCAAGAAGCUGCCCGGCCUGGUGAAGUAUGGAAAUAUAGUCGGACCCACGCCAGCGCUAACCCCGCCCCGCCUACAGGACCUAGAAGAGAUUGAGGAAUGGAAUGAAUUCGGCGAGUUACGCAUGGUGGUGAACAGUGUGCAGGACGUCGACGGCAUGCCCGCCACCAGCAACCCCGUCCCCGCGACCGAAACGACCUUCUCGCCCGCACCGAAGGAGCCUGAGCCGGUGACCCCCAAGCCGUGCACCAUCAAGAUACAGAGCCCACCUGCGACCAAGACGGCGGAGAAGAAGGACGAACAGGCCGUUCUCGCUUUCCGUCAGGCGAGCUCGGAGGCUGCCAGCAAGGCAAAGAACAAGGCCGAGGAGAAGAAGGACGAGCCAAAGCAGGAAGAAGCUCAAGCACAAUCCUCCUUGCCCACCAAAACACACCGCGGCUCCGUCGCCUGCGAGCUCCCCGACAUCACCCCAGACUCGUCCAAGGGUGCCAAACGACCCCCAUUGGUGCCCGAGAUCGCGGCUGUGUCAUCGGCAAACUUCCACGCUGACAAUGCGGAAGCAUUGGGGCUAGUCGAGCAUCACCGCGGGUCGAUCAUCUCGGGCAGCGACAAUGCCGAUAAGGAUAAGGUUGUAACGGAGAUUCGGCAGUCUAUCUCUGCGGCCGAACAGCCCUUGGGUUCGCUGGACGCGCUCCGCAAGGAAGCGGCUGGGAAACCGCAGGAACAGAGCAUUGAGGAGGAAGGCCCCGGUGUGGAGAAUGCUAAGGAGAUUGCGGAGGUGAAGGAGAAGGACACCCCUUCCGAGAUGAAGGAGGAGAAGAAGGACACCCCUUCCGAGAUGAAGGAGGAGAAGAAGGACACCCCAUCCGAGACGAAGGAGGAGGAGAAGGACACCCCGUCCGAGACGAAGAAGGAGUCCGAGGACGAGACUUCUGCCACGGCGCAAGAUACCAAGUCUGUGGAGGAGACCACUACCUCGAAGGAUUAG